UGGUACGGUUGCAAGAGAUAUUUUUGUAACGAUUAGAAACGCGCGUCAUAAAAAUGAAAGCCGAUGCAGUUUGAUAACUUUUUAAACGUUACAUCUCUUCAACUUUUGAUGAUUUGCUUAAAAUUGAGUCGUUUUUAUUAAAAACGAUUAACGUGUUGAAUUGAGUAAUUUUACAAUCCGGUGUUCGUUACUGUUUCCGCUCAAAGUAUUCCUCCGUUUACACGAACUUCUUUUAAAACUUUUAAGUAAACAACUUCCAAAUCGAACUUGAGCACCUCUAAAGAGACAGUUUUUCUUUUUCUAUUCACCGUGAAUUUUGCAUGGCGGAGGAGGAGAUGGAGUUCGAGAGUGAGGAGGACUACUGGAGUCAUGCAUUUGACACGUUCGACGCCAACUCGGACGGAGGAAUAGACAGCGAGGAGUUGGAGUACCUGAUGCAGAUAUGCAAACUGAACCCCACCAAGGAGACAGUGGCACACAUCAUGCAGCAGUACUCCUCAACAGGGGAGAAGAGACUGGGCAAGGAAGAGUUUGUGUUGAUGAUGAAGGAGAAGAGGGACAAUGGGGAGUGGGCGGGAGAUCCCUACGAGGACCUCCUCUCCGCAUUCUCCCUCUUUGACACUGAGGGCACAGGCGAACUCACCAUGGGCCAGAUGAUAGGAAUAAUGCAGGAAGGGAACGAAGGUCUCAAACCCGAGGAGCUAGCCAUGUUCGAGGAGGACUUCCGUUCAUGCGAUAAAGACCAGAGUGGGACCAUCAACAUUAAAGAGUUUAUAGAAUUUCUGACCCGCAUGGAGAAAAUGUUCUUUGCAGUAGAGUAUGAAUAGAAACAGACUACCAUGUUCCCUUUCAGAACAGACUACCAUGAUGCUUUCAAAAACAUUUCAAUUUGAUUGAAUUUACAAAAGCUGAGAUAAUUUAUAAAUUUACCCAAUAUACCAACAUACAAUCAAGUGUACAUAUUCGUUUAACAUUUUCAAUAUUUACAGGACAAUUCUGCAGGUACAUUAAGUGUGAUUUUACAAAUAAAAGGCGUAUUUUUGUCUUUGGAACUAUAUCUAUCCCAGCACCAAAUGAAACCGACAGAUGAGUUCGGUUCAAUCAAGUCCAUUACUGAAGCUCCAGUCUCUUCUUCCGAAUAACACCCAACUGAUUGUGACAUAAAUGAAUUUCUUUUUCGCAACUAACUUUCAUCAUAAUAAACACUAAAACAAAAAGUGUCUUCAAUUCGGAAAAGAUUCUACCUUAAACACCAAGUUUCGAGACCAAGUUUUAGAAAACCAACACCCUCAUAUUUCCUUUACCUUUCUAGAGUUGUACCUAAAUAGAAAAAGAGAAUGUAGAAACUCACGAUCAGAAAAAAAAACAUACCCGAUUCGAUUGGAUCAAUCUGCAUGUAUCAA
Molecule: messenger RNA, 1403 nt
Organism: Symsagittifera roscoffensis
Lineage: Eukaryota; Metazoa; Xenacoelomorpha; Acoela; Convolutidae
Product: centrin-3-like
Exons: 4
Coding region: 321-827 (168 amino acids)
Cellular component (GO): myosin II complex
Molecular function (GO): calcium ion binding
Source: RefSeq, a predicted model, not a curated record